GUUCGGUUCGGCCGGGGCGGGACAAGCGGAACGAACGGGACUGGGCCAUAACAGGCAGCGGUACCGGAACUGGAGUUAUUUUCUGGACCCGGCGGCAAGCGAUGACGUCACGUGCUCAGGAAGGAGUUUGUCAGUGUUGUGACGCUUUCACAAACAAAUUUGGUCAGAACCAGAACCGGUACCGCAGAGAUGAACUGGGACCAGCUGCAGCUCAAACCGCGGAUCAUCUCCGCAGUUCAGAGAGCUCAUCUGAAGUCUUUUCGGGAGGUUCUGGUUUUCUCUGAGCCGGAUCUUCAGAAAAUGACCGGACUGUCCCGCCCAGAUGUCCAGGAGCUGCUCCAUGCUGCCGCCACCGCCUGCAGGACCCGUCAGCCAAUCACAGCCCUCCAGCUGCAACGAGGUGAGUGCCGCAGGUUAGAGUCCGGCCUGCGGCUCGGUACUGGCUGUCCGGUUUUGGACCAGCUGCUUCGCGGAGGACUGCCAGUGGGGGGCGUCACUGAGCUGGCGGGAGAGAGCGGAGCGGGGAAGACCCAGCUGGGCCUGCAGCUGUGCCUGUCUGUGCAGUAUCCGGUGGAGCACGGAGGCCUGAGUGCAGGUGCGCUGUACAUCUGUACCGAGGAUCCGUUCCCCAUCCGGCGGCUGCAGCAGCUGAUCUCAGAGCAGACGUCGCUGCGAUCUGACGUCCCGCCAUCUCUGAUUGGCCGCCUCCGCUUCUCCGACAACAUCUACUUGGAACACGCUGCCGACCUGGACUCGCUGCAGGUGUGUCUGUCUCGGCGCGCCGCGCUCCUAUUGGCCCAGGGCCGAGUCCGGCUGGUCGUGGUCGACUCGGUGGCGGCGCUGUUCAGGUGCGAGUUCCAGCCUGGUGAUUGGCUGGAGAGGAACAAGCAGCUGCUCACCGUUUCCUCCAUGGUGCAUCACCUGAGCCACGAGUUCACCACCCCUGUUGUCUGCAUCAACCAGGUCACAGAUGUUUUCCACCAACCAGAGAGCAGCUCCAGCUCUCCAUCCUCUUCAGUGAGUCCCGCCCUCGGUCUGGCCUGGGCCAAUCAGGUGACGGUUCGACUGAUGAUGCGCCGUCUCCAGGUGACGGUUUCCCGUGGCGACCAGAGCAGCGCUCUGCGUAGGUUGGAGGUGGUGUUCGCUCCUCACCUGGCCCGGAGCAGCCGGGACGUCGCCGUGUGGAGGGAGGGGCUCCGCGGGGUUUUGGACCCGGUUCUGGCUCCAUUUGGACCUGAUGUAGCUCAGCAGGAAAUGGUUCUGCCACUUCCUCUGGGUUCCGUCUGACCCGAUGGAGAUGCUUCUGGGUUUCAGCCGGGUCAGAAUGAAGUUCUGGUGGGUCCGGCAGCUCGGGACUCCGGUCCAGAGUGGAAUCAUGAUGACUGUCAUUCCGGGUCAGAACCACCUCAGGUCAUGAUAAUGCCUUCACUGUCCCCAGGACGUCAGGACUCUCCCUGGGAUCCGUUACAGUUUAACCCGUCUGCCGCCACCAGAACCUUCAAUGAUCCAGAAACGUUUGUUUACAUCAGAACUCAGAAUCAGAACGUCAGGUGGUGAUGACUUCCUGCCUGUGGCCAAUCAGAACGUCAGGUGGUGAUGACUUCCUGCCUGUGGCCAAUCAGAACGUCAGACUUGAUACUCCUGUUGUGUAAAUACAUUUAUUUAUUUUUAGGGUCAAAAAAGAUAAAAAGUUGUAAAGUUUUUUUUUGUAUGUUUGUUUUUUUGUUCUGCAGGAUUGAAAGUGAUGAAAAAACUAAGAAUACAUAAACUCCAACCUAAUUAAAACA
Poecilia latipinna (sailfin molly) is the source of this 1787-nucleotide messenger RNA. It is a transcript of the gene xrcc3, whose product is annotated as X-ray repair complementing defective repair in Chinese hamster cells 3. The record is from RefSeq and is a predicted model, not a curated record. Gene Ontology annotation, molecular function: ATP binding; ATP-dependent DNA damage sensor activity; four-way junction DNA binding. Gene Ontology annotation, biological process: telomere maintenance via recombination; t-circle formation; resolution of mitotic recombination intermediates. The transcript has 7 exons. NCBI's taxonomy places the organism in Eukaryota, Metazoa, Chordata, Actinopteri, Cyprinodontiformes, Poeciliidae. Gene Ontology annotation, cellular component: replication fork; Rad51C-XRCC3 complex. The coding region runs from base 190 to 1287 and encodes 365 amino acids.